UAUUGUUUUCAUUUUGUUGGAUAUUGACUAUUAAUCUGUUUUUCGCAUUAAUUACGCUGAUCAUUAAAUUAGUAACAAUAUAUUAUUCAAAUACUUAAUACUGAAUAAGGCGUUAAUAUAUCAACUUUACGCACCAAUCACCAUGACUUCAACAAUGCCUAAUGAUACAAAUGAAGAACGUCGUCGUAGAGUACUGCUAGGUCCUCUUCCAGCAGGUUUUCUUCGUGCUGAUGCUACUUCUGACGGUGUGGACUCUGAUUAUGAAGCUGCACUUGCUUUACAACAACAGCUAUAUGGUGCUGCAGUACCACAAAGUGGCCCUCCAAUGACAGCGAGACUAAGUGUCACUAUAGCUCAAGCUAAGCUUGUUAAAAAUUAUGGACUAACUCGUAUGGACCCGUAUGUUCGUGUGCGUGUUGGACAUUGUAUAUACGAGACUCACACUGAUCCGAGCGGCGGGAAGACUCCGAGAUGGAACAAGGUCAUUCACUGUCUCCUACCACCCGGUGUGAAUACAAUAUAUUUGGAGAUCUUUGACGAGUGCUCAUUUACAAUGGACGAGCUGAUUGCUUGGACCCACAUCACUAUACCGCAGGCCGUUUUGAAUGGUGAAACUCACGAAGACUGGUACCCCCUGAAUGGAAAACAAGGGGACGGCUUGGAAGGGAUGAUCAAUCUUGUAAUGAGUUAUUCAGUCGGUCCGGCGGCGGUAGCCUCGUUCCCGCCGGUGUUGGUGGUGCCGAGCACCGGCAUGGGGUACGCCGCCAUGCCCGUGUACCCCGCCCCUCAGGCGCCGCACCCACCCCCCGCUCAGCCCACACAGCCGCCCGUCACCGCCGAGCAGUUGCAGCAGAUUGAAGAAAUGUUCCCGAGCAUGGACAAGGAGGUCAUCAAGUCGGUUCUGGAAGCAAACGGUGGCAACAAAGACGCCACCAUCAAUUCGCUACUUCAAAUGUCGGAAUAAACUUAAAUUAUAUUCCGUAUAUAUUUAAUGGUAUCUAAAAUUCGCGAAUCAUAGUGAAAGAAUAUUUUUCGUAAUAAUAAAUUGUAAAGUUUUUAAACAUUCACUACACCGGUUAAAAUUUGAGCAUAUAAACAUUUAUAGAAUAAAUUUUCAAGUAUAUUUUAAAUCUUUUUCAAAUUCUUUUACUAUGAUUCUUAACGCUAUCUAUGGAUAUAAAAGUUAACGCGCGUAUUUUCACAUGACACAUAAAAACAUGCUUUAUUUUAUAUAAUGGAAGAAAAAUGUUUAUAAUUACUAAGAAAUUAUAUUUGAAUACGCUUUAUUGAUGACCUCUAGUUAGCCAGAUGUCACAUUACACAAGUGCUCUCGUUGUUGCUACGUUUUAUAAUACAAUUUAUUGUAAUUUAUACUAAUAAAAAUAAUAGCUAAUGUUUUACAGAUUGAAAAUAAUUAAGAGCUAAGCGAUAAUUAAAUCUCGCCUUUAUUUCAUGAACGUGACGGUCGUCAGGACCACAAAAACUAAAGAUUCGAAGUUCCGGAAUUUGAUUAAUUAAGUUUUUAAUAAUUUAAUUACUUAAAGCGAGAAUACUGGUGUCUAUAAUAUCUUCUGACAACAGGCUCAGAUUAUGUCAACACUCAACAAUAUUGUAAGUCCAAAUAUGUAGAAGAAAAACUACAUAAUUGUAGUUAAAAAAUCCAUUUUUACGAAAUUCAUUUAUUUAAAAUUAUAAGACAAUUUGUAUCAUAGACUUCAUUCCUAGUAAGACUUAAAUAGUUAACUUGGUAUAAAAAAAAAUAUUACUGCGCUAAUGUAAUAGAUGUAAAUUUUUUUGUGAAUAAAGAAAAAUCAAAUUGUACAAAAUAUAAGUAAAUUGAUUAACCGUAGUAUUCUGAUGCAACAAUUCACCCUGCUUUAAAGUAGUAGUCAACAAAUAAAAUAGUUUGAGAUAUUAUUAACGUAGUACAAUGGUAACAUUGCUGCAAUUAUAUUUAAAUUACACUGGUAACCCUAAACUUUAUAUUAUAUCUGUGGUGCGUCGGUGAGGGGGAAUGCAGUAUUUCAAUAUUGCAUCGAUCUCACAAUUAACUUAAAAUAUACCUAUAUAUGUUUGAAACAGAAAAUUUAAGCAAACAAAGCUGGAUCAGUUUUAAAAUUUAUAUAAGUAAAAAUAAGACUGCACUCGUAUGUAGUUUUAGUGGUUGAUAAUCACACCAAUAUAUUUCAAUAGAUCAAAAUAAAUAUUGGAUUUUAUUGCGUAAAAUGAACUGAUCUCGCUUUUGAUUUAUAUUAAUGUCCCCCUAUUUAUUAGUUUGCUCAACUUUUAUUUAUUAUGUACAGCAUAAGUGCAUACAUUGAUUGUUUUAUUUUAUACAUUAUAUUACAAUUUUGGCACUAAGGUAUCUAAAUGAAAUGAAAUCUAUUAUUUGCUAUGUUCUUAGUUGAAGAUAUUGCCUUAUAUUUUUGUCUAAAUUCCGGUAUUCACUAACCAAUGAGCUAGUGAAAAAAAUAUCAAUAAUUACAACACCAAUACAUGAUCAUGUUUAUUGAAAUGCAGACUUGUUCGUAUGCAGGAAGCUUUCAGCUACAUCUUGUGCCAAAUGAUUUGCCAUCGACGCGACGUUAUGCUUACUGUAUUAUUAUUAUUGUUGUUAUAUUUAUUUUCAAUUUUUACAUUUUAUUACAAAUACAAUAUUAAUUAAGUAAA
Molecule: messenger RNA, 2670 nt
Organism: Bombyx mandarina (wild silkworm)
Lineage: Eukaryota; Metazoa; Arthropoda; Insecta; Lepidoptera; Bombycidae
Product: toll-interacting protein
Biological process (GO): ubiquitin-dependent protein catabolic process
Cellular component (GO): cytoplasm
Molecular function (GO): ubiquitin binding; ubiquitin conjugating enzyme binding
Source: RefSeq, a predicted model, not a curated record